Molecule: messenger RNA, 3657 nt
Organism: Siniperca chuatsi (mandarin fish)
Lineage: Eukaryota; Metazoa; Chordata; Actinopteri; Centrarchiformes; Sinipercidae
Gene: etaa1b
Product: ETAA1 activator of ATR kinase b
Exons: 6
Coding region: 227-2200 (657 amino acids)
Source: RefSeq, a predicted model, not a curated record
GCGACAAAACCUGCCCAGCAUCCGUAGUUUGAUGACGUCACGGCCAAACAUGGCGGCUUGCUCCGAAUGAAUGAGCUAAAGGCAAAACCACAACAAACGUGUUUGCGAAAACGAACUUUAAAUAUAAAGUAUCGGCCGCGCGGCUGUAAGACACUGAGCAUCCACGAAGCAGUUAAUACAAUAAUGUUCAGCAGAGAUUGCGUCGCUAUUGCUGUUUUAGUGAACUAUGUCAGAACCUGCUGCUGGCACUCCUGAGUUCACUGACCUGUGGAGGAGUGUUUCCAAACUUUGUCACAGCAAAAUACAAGACAAGAAAACAGGAAAGCAGAUGCCUGGCACAACGACAUCACCCAUGUGUAAAGAUUUGCAGAGUCCUAAACGCAGAGGCUGCAGCAGAUACCCCGGCCUGAAUAAUGGGGAUUCUCCAGGUGAUGUGGAAACAUCACAAGACAUUUUCUGGGAUCCCACAUCUCCCACUCCAACUAAUACUGGGCUCAGGAACACCAGAGUUGUGGAAAUAUCAGAUAUCGUCAACCGAAUUGCUCCAAAGGAUGUGAAACAGAAGGGGACUGAAUCUCCUCUACUGCAGUGGAUAGGUGACAGUGCCGUCCCUUGCACACCGGUCAUCCCAAAACCAAGAGUCAGGAAGAAGUCCUCUCGGCAGAGCAGUGUGGAGGACCUCAUGAAACUGGCCAGGCAGUUUGACGAGAACAUGCAACAAGACAGGGAGACUUCAGAACAGCUUAACACUGUCAACAAUAACCUCAAUGAAUGUUUGAAGACUUCCAAAACAAAACUGACAGAGACAUCAUUCCCUAGCAAUGUGAAGAACCGAAAGUGUCCAUCCCCAUCGGAUCAGAUGGAGGCAGAGCUGCACGCUCUGUUUGACUGCUCCACUCAGAGAGUCAGUGGCCGGCUAAGCCAGGGCUCCUCAGCAUCAGCCUAUUCACAGGAAAUAAAAGAUCAAUCUGUGACUUUAACUUUAGCUGAAACCCGACAAUUAGAGCUCAAGUCAGCUGACAAGUCUGGCCCAGCUGCACAUCCUGCUGAAGAAAAAGGAUCUUGUGGUUUCAGUGCAAACAAGUGUGAUGACUUUGAUGACGACUGGGAGAAUGAUGACCUACUUAAUGACUCUUUUGUGCUGGCGAUGACCCAGGAUCCUGACCAGCAACAUGACACCAACCCUAAAACCACCUUGCAGUCUAACACUAAGACAAACACUACUCCGUUCAUCUCUGUUUGCAAGCCUACUGCAAAUACAAACUCUGCACAUCAGCCUUUAAACUUGCACUCCAAGCCAAGCUGCAGUACACUCCAGGAACUGUGUCCCAAACCAAAGACUACCAACCGAAGCACUUUCAAGUUAGAGCCCAACCCUCACUUCCAGCCCAAGACGGCUGCCAAAGAAGUUUCCAAGUCCAGCUUCACUGUUAUACAACCUAAAUCAGAGAUGUCUGUCCAGAAAUCUGCUCCGACAAAGACACUGUCUACUCCUCAACCUGACAAGAUCACUAAUAAUCAGAAGGAGACUAGGGUAGCUGCAGACUCUGUUAAAGACAUUUCAGACAGUUUAUGGGAUGAUGGGGAUGAAGACGCGCUGCUCUACCAGGUAUGUGACAGCGUGGAGAGGAUCUCCAACAGUCAGCCACUGCAAGUGAGCCCCAGCAACUGCCAAGAAAAACAAGAUAUUGCUGUAGACAGACAGCGAAAAACCACAGUGCCUCUGCCAAUCGACACGGCCUGGUCCAUGAAGGCCGGUGCCAGUGCUAAUAGACAGUCGCCAUGUGCUUUUGUUCGUUCUAACUCAUUACCAGGGACUAGCUGUGAAAGUGUGAACUACCAAGGAUGGGACAUUCCCAUGAAAGGUGCCAACAACAAAUCACAGAUGUCUCAGAGCCUCCCAGGAAGCCGCAUGAGUCUGGGCACAUUUAGCCAGUAUAGAGAUUCCUCUGGAACUUUCCAGGCUGGGAAUGCUAAUGUGGAUAUGAAGCCACAUACAGUGACAGCCAGGGCAACACAGAACUCCACGUCCCAUCACACAGCCUUUAAGAGAAAUGUAUCUGACUCAGCAGUUAUAAGCAACAAAGUUUUUGUCACAAGCCAGAUGACAGGGAAGUGCUCUGCAGCCGAGAUCGAGAGGAAAAAACAGGAAGCCUUGGCCAGGAGGCGACUGCGAAUGCAGAACGCCCCAAAACCAUAGAGGAGCUCCAUCCUGUCUGAAGGGAUAUUAUUAUACUGCAAUAAGCCUUUGCAAACCUCAUCAUUCCAUACCAGUGAUUCAGCCACCUCCUUAUCAGGAUGUUACCCAUAAUGAAAUCUAAGAUGAUAUCAUGUUAGUGUUAAAAGUUCAGUAUUAGAUCACCAGGUUUUGGAUGAUUUGCUUGACUCUCUGCACAGAACGGACCUAGUGUCUAUUAAAAACAAGUGAAUGCUUCUUGUAAGAGCUGCAGGAUGUUUUUGCUGCUAAUGUAAAAGCAUGUUUAUGAGAAGCAAGUUUGAUGCAAGUCUCAGAUUUGGUGCUGGAAUAACAUAAAAAGAGAUUUUCCUGAGCUUUUUCACAGUUUGACUUUGAAAAAUAGUUUACAUCCACUUGAGCUUGAAAUAAUUCCAAAUGCUGACUAACACAUUUUUCUGUUGUUUCCCAGCAUCAUAACCUCAGAAAUUGUUUUUUGCAGAUUUUUUUGUUUUUAGUCCCAUCUCAGUUUUACUUCUCAAACUACAAUACCAAGGGCUGACAUAAAUUAAAACACAGUGUUGUUGAUGUUAUCCAUCAGAAAUUAAUGUCUACAGUUUACACUGCUGUAUUCUCUACUGUAUGUGUUUGAUAAGUUAGGUUAUGUGCCUGCAACGUUUGAUGUUUACUUGGCAUAUUGUGUAUAUAUAUAUAUAUUUGGCAAUUUUCAUAACCUUGUGAUCAAAAGAACAUUGCUUUAGUUGAAAUGAAUUAAGACAAUAUUGUAACACAAUCUAAAACUUUUCUUUGGGUCCAAAUUACAAAUUUAAUAGAAUUUGAGUCUGUUUUAUAGAUGAAAAUAAGCAUUCCAUGAUUCAGCAGAUUUUGUUUUGUUAAUAUUUCUUGUUUGUUUUGCCCUGCAUUUUGUUUGUGCAUGCCACAUGUUUUAUCCAUUUUUUUUUUUUUUUUUUUAUUUUUAUUUUUUUUUUUAGCACAAGUCAGAAUCAACAGUGUUAUGGCCCUCCUCUGCAGGCACAAUUUAUUGUAAUAGCUAUGCACCUUUUUAAAAAACACAACCAUGGAAAUGCAUUUUUUUUAUUCCCACGGGACUGAAGACUGAAAGGAAGGAGACGGCCUCCCUACAAUUCCUAGAAGUUUUGAUCAGCUGUGUUAUAAGGGUAGACAGGUGAGACAACAAUCAGAUAAAUAUGUUGGUGAGCUCUUUGUUUCUAUCUUAGUGCCUUAGUAUGUCAUAAGGAAUCUGACUCCAGCCCCUGUUACUUCACAGCAACAUGAUGGACUUGGCUGUACACAUUCUCCUAAUUUAUCUUUCAUGAUGUUUAUGCUUGUUAUGAAUACAAAGAAAUAGCUGAACACAUUUGGCUGCUGAAAUACACUUAAUGGUUUAUAGCUGUUUCAUUUAACUGUAGUUUCAGUUGUCUAAAAUAUAAUACAUAAAUAACAAAUAAACUGCGCCAAUCGUA